AUGUCAUUGAACAAACCAAGAUCCGUCUCGCUGCACAUCUCGCCCAACUUCGGAUACUCCGCCCUGACCCUCGACCUGGCCAUCCUCGACGUCGUUGCCAAAGUAUCAGCCUCGGAACCAAGCAUACACCAAGCUGAGAUAUGUAGUCGCAGUAGCGAGUCGUACCUCCAAUCCCUUCAGCUAAAUUCAUCGGACGCCUUGGAGAACUCAAUAGUUCUCGGCUCCAUCGCGGUCAAAUACGUUCAGACAGACGACCCUAACCGAGGAAUCGUCAUCAGCAUGUUUGCACGGGCCGUUGUCGAUACGCCCAAUCGACCCCUUCACUUCGACGAUUUGGGUUGUUCCCUCCGCGACCGAUAUUUUCGUCAUCACAAGCCGGUCGACUUCGAUGCCGCCCAACUCGCCGUUGGGAGCGCGACAGCAAUCCCUCAUUCCGGCGAACCUGGGGAUAAGGCGUUGUUCGUGCAGGUGCAGGACAACAGGCGCUCCUUGCUGGAGGAGAGGCUCGACGCUCACCUGAAGGCCAUAGCAUGCGUUACCCCCGAAUAUCGAGGCGUUGUGCAGAUCCUCUAUCGGCACCUUGUCGAGACCUAUCUCGAUCUCUACCCGAUUGAUGGAAUUGCCCUGUCAUUUGGGUUCAGAAGAAAGGUCGAGGAGGCCAUCAAGGCGUCUGGAAAACGGUAG
Molecule: messenger RNA, 684 nt
Organism: Cyclocybe aegerita
Lineage: Eukaryota; Fungi; Basidiomycota; Agaricomycetes; Agaricales; Hemipholiotaceae
Source: the annotation of a GenBank genome assembly